GCACCUUGAGCGUAUGCCUGUGUGUCCCGUACCGCCUCUUCCGCGCACAGCGCUGAAAUUUUCCGCCGACGAACUUUUUCACUCCAACACGACACAAACAACGGGCUCGAGUACGAAGAGCACACUUUGGCACAGCGAAGCAACGACAUUGGACGAUGCUCACAGGCUUGAAGAUGCUGAGAGGCUUACAGGGACAGAGGGCGUGCUCUGUGGCACGCCAGUUUUCGGUGCUGGCUCCGCUGAGAGGCCCAAACGACGACCUGGCGAGGGUUGCUGAGCAGAGGGAGAGGGCUCAGUCGAAGGAGGCCUCGAGAAAGGCGGAGCUGAGAAAGAUGGCACGUAAGCGAGCUGAAGCGCGUGCGAAUCCAGAGAGAUCGCAGUACUACAUGGACAUCGAGCAGGCUCUGCGUUACCUGAGGGCCGCGGAGGUUGGCAGGUCGCCCGAGGAGGCUGUGAUUUCCAUCACCACGUCGGUGGUUGCCGCCAAGGGAAACCCGAGACUCAGCGGCUCGAUUGCGUUCCCGAAGGCUCUUAAGGAGACCAGGAUCCUGGUGUUCACGUCUGUGGAGGAACAGAAGCAGCUUGCGCUGGGCCAGGGGGCGUCGCUGGUUGGCGGUGCGGAGCUGGUGGAGAAGAUCAAGCAAGGCGAGCUGGAGCUCCAGUUCGACAGGGCAUUCGCCACGCCGGAGAUGGUUCCACAGCUGAACCAGCUGGCACGUACGCUAGGCCCAAGAGGGCUGAUGCCGACGGUGAAGAAGGGCACUGUGAGCGAAGACGUUGCUCAGCUCAUCAGGGAGGUUUCGGGCUCCAUUCCAUUCAGACAGAAGACGGACCAGAUCUCGCUGGCUGUUGGUCGUGUCAACUUUUCCGAUAACGAGAUCAUCAGAAACGUCAUUGCUGCUCGUCACGCUCUAGAGAAGGCCAUCAGUGAACAAAAGGUGAAGAGACAGAGCAUACUGGGUCAGACGGUGAUCCAGUCCACACACGGGCCGGGCAUGGUCAUCAACGUCAAAUGAACCGACGUAUAACAGUACAUAGGUCAGCUAUCAACAUGUAUAUAAAUUACGCUUCAGUGUGUGUGUGUUCGUUGCUUCUGUCAUUCACACCGUGCUUUGUAACGCUAGACAUCGUAGCCUUAUAU
Messenger RNA from Williopsis jadinii, 1141 nucleotides. RefSeq names its product mitochondrial 54S ribosomal protein uL1m (gene MRPL1). Gene Ontology annotation, cellular component: large ribosomal subunit. Gene Ontology annotation, molecular function: structural constituent of ribosome; RNA binding. Gene Ontology annotation, biological process: translation. Bases 174 to 1016 code for a protein of 280 amino acids. NCBI's taxonomy places the organism in Eukaryota, Fungi, Ascomycota, Saccharomycetes, Phaffomycetales, Wickerhamomycetaceae. The transcript has 2 exons. The record is from RefSeq and is a predicted model, not a curated record.